Molecule: messenger RNA, 3344 nt
Organism: Marchantia polymorpha subsp. ruderalis
Lineage: Eukaryota; Viridiplantae; Streptophyta; Marchantiopsida; Marchantiales; Marchantiaceae
Source: the annotation of a GenBank genome assembly
AGCCGUGGCUUGAAGCUCCCGCCCUCUGGAUUUCGGCUUUGGACCUCCGAAAGCACUUUCGCCUUCUUCUUGCGUGUGCCGGGCUCAGCAAACGCCAAGUCCAGUUUCAGAGCCGAGAUUCAGAACAUCUGAAUGCGCAGUGAGCUGGUGAGGAAAGAGGCCAUGCGCUUUUCCACCUCUAGAUGUUGCGGGCUGCCUUCCGAAUCUGGCUGGAGGAGGAGGCAAAGGCUAAGGCUAAUAAAGCUGAAGCUCUCUGCAUCUUCAUCCACCGGGGUGCAGAAUAGCCUCGGAAGAGAUCGCUGUUGGAGAAGCUGAACAGGCAUGGAGGCAGGCGUUCCUGAAUAAGAGGAUAGAAGAAUCACAGCCUGUCCCCACCCUUUGCCAUACCUGAAGCCCUCAAUAACCUCCCGGCAAUAACCCUCUAGGCAUAAAACGUAGCGACGUAGGCCUGCAAAAGCAUUCUCUGUGGCCAGUGCUAUUCUUGAACUGCGCAAGCAUUCACGAUUCUCGAGCUCGAAGAAUCAGAGCAGUCUAUGUGAAGUGAAGAUGGCUUGGUACCAGGAAAUCGAGAUGACUCUUGCCGACUUUUUGCUCUUCCUCUUGCUCGACAGGUCCUAGCACGGACGGAAUCCAGAUUUGACGACCGCAACUUUCUACAAUUGUUACAUUCCUCUGUGUCAUUUUAUGAGCUGGGACGUGGAGGACUCGGUCGGUCGUCGUUCGAGAUGUGGACCUGUCUCCUUUACUCCGAUCCUACGGAAGAGCACAUGGAGAGAACACGAAUGUCUGCAAUUGCAGCUUGUACUCUGCUGAGAAACGAGAAUGAUGUCCUAUUCUGCACGGAGACCGUGUCUCUUUGGGAGAGCAUGAUGGCCACUGCUCGUAAUCAGUCGGUCCGAUGGCAGUACAGCGGCACAGUCUCGCUGUGGUUCGCCCAUCUCAUAUAUUCUAUCGGGCAUUCAAUUCUGCUCUACGUGUAGAGAGCACUGUGUCUGCUUACAUAUAUGUCUCCAGAUGUCAGUAUGAGUCUCGAAUUUUAUGCAGGGGACCACGGAUGCAGAAGCAGAUUUAGAGAUAGAAAUGUACGGAGGAACUGGAACCCUCAUAAGUCUUGAUACGAAAUUAGCUGCAGAGUCUCAAGUUUAGAGCGAAGGUCAGGGUUAGAGAAGAAGUGAUUUUCCGAUCGACGAAGUAACGCAACAGCUCGCCGUCUAUUCAUUACAUGAACGAGGAGAUCCGCACGGGAAAAAUUCGACGAGCGAGCACACCACAUCACGCGGGGCUUGAAAGGUUGUGCGAGAGACGAUUUACAGAGCGUGAUGUGGCCCGGCAGAAAACGCAGGGAGAUGCACCAGGAGCUGACAUUCACCGGAUGCAAAGAUGAUACUGUUUUGGAAUAGAAUUUCUCUGUUUCCAGUGUUGGUGAAGGAGCUGCUGCUAGUGAGUGCCGGGCACCGUUGCCAUCAUACCUUUUCGGAAUUCGUCGACAGCAAUGAAGUGAGGACAUUCGCCGAGAGAGACGAAAUCAAGUGUUAAUCGAGUAUAUACUUUACAGCAAAAGGUCUGACAAAGGGUCAGUUUUGUACGAGCAGGCGACUGCCCCGAGGUGUGAAGUAGCCAGUCCCAGUCAGAGAGAGCUUAUUGAUAUUAAUGCAAUUGAUGCAACGAUGACGGUGGAACAGACCACAGAGCCCGAGAUGAUGCAAUCACGUGGACCCAAGAAGAUACCGUGGGACAAGGAAGCAGGACGGCCAGAACGAGGAGAUCUCGAGACCUGCUUUCUCAAAAUUUUGCACCGAUACAGUUAACCAGAUACUGACUGACCCAGAGACGAAGAAGAGGAGGAGGAGGAGGAUUAUUUUCACGCCAGAAAGCUUGACUCACCCGCGAUGGAAGACCGAAGAGGACCAAAUUGCGAUACAGUAGGCCAUCCGGGAAACGUCGACGAAAGCGCACUGAAUGAUGGAACAUUUUGAAGGCGGGCACCUCUGCGGAGAAACGAAUGGAUCUGGGUUCAUCGAAGCCGAGAUUAGGAGGCUGGAGGGAGUGAGCUGAAUUGUGCGUGAAGAGCAGAAAGGCGUCAACAAAGGCGGCAAGCGACAGGGAAAGACAAAGGCAUGGCAUGGCAUGGACCACGUGCGGAGAUGUAGGAAGCCCUGAGAGUUAGAACACUGAGCUUUUGCACAAUCAAAGCAGAUGUAGCCUAGAGACGAAUGAGAAUUUCAGUCGAGGAGAGAGUCAACCUAUUUUGUUCGGGAGCUUUAGCUCAUACAUGGAAAUCACGUGUGGGAAAUAUUAGGCCAACAGCCCAUGCUGCAGCAGUUAUUACGCGUCCCUCUCAUCGGCAUGGGAUUAAAAGCAGUCUGUAUGACAUCAUGACAAACUUUCCAAAUACAUUCCGUUUCUAUCCACUCGAGUGAAGGAAUCUCUCAGAGACAGAAAGUCGUCACGUUCGUCAACAGCACUGCCAUCGAGGGAAAAGCGCCUCAUGACGUCGACCUUGCAAUCUCUGACGAGUCAGCAAGUCCUUGUCUGGCUGGACCCACGCCCCCCAGUGCAUCGUGUCAUUUUCCCUGCUAUAUUCCUUCGAAGUGUAUGGGCCAAAAAUGAAAGCAAACUCACUAACCCCAUCACCGACGGUCCACAAUCGCACGCAUGGAAUUUGGGGGCCUGCGCUUGGCGGUAGCGUGGUCUGAUCUUCAGACCCAGCUUGCGAAAAGCAAAGGUUCGACUGUGUGUAUGGCUCACAAACAACACGGUGUCACCAUGUUCGAUUAUGUGAUGAAGCUUUAAGGUCAGAAGGAGUUUGGAGAGGGGAAAAAUUCUAAGUAUUUAUUGGAGCAGUAUCACCAUCAUGAUAAGGUUACUUUGAAAUUUAGUGUUCGUAGAGUAACCCGAGUUUGUCAAAAGUGCAAUGGAUGCGGUGCACGUGCUUAAACAAGCAAUUUAGCGACAAAUUUUUGGACUGUGUGUAUGGUUCACAAAACAACAGGGUGUCACCAUGUACGAUUAUGUGAUGAAGUUUUAAGCUCAGAAGGAGCUUCGAGAGGGAAAAAAAGACUAAGCAGAUAUUGCAUCUGUAUCAUCAGGACGAAAAGGUUACUGUGAGAUUUAGUGUUCGUAGAGUAACCCGAGUUUGUCAGAAGUGCAAUGGAUGCGGUGCACAUGCUUAAACAAGCAAUUUAGCAACAAUUCUUUGGACUGUGUGUAUGGUUCACAAACAAACAGGGUGGCACCGUGUACGAUUAUGUGAUGAUGUUUUAAGGUCAGAAGGAGUUUCGAGAGGAAAAACAGACUAAUCAGAUAUUGGAUCAGUAUCAUCAGGACGAAAAGGUUAGUGUGAG